Truncatella angustata is the source of this 2592-nucleotide messenger RNA. RefSeq lists its product as uncharacterized. Gene Ontology annotation, biological process: microtubule-based movement. The coding region runs from base 1 to 2592 and encodes 863 amino acids. NCBI's taxonomy places the organism in Eukaryota, Fungi, Ascomycota, Sordariomycetes, Amphisphaeriales, Sporocadaceae. The record is from RefSeq and is a predicted model, not a curated record. The transcript has a single exon. Gene Ontology annotation, molecular function: microtubule motor activity.
AUGGAACCACCGGACAUUCCACCUCCACCAUAUUCGGAGACAGAUAUAUACUCGUCCACUGAGCAUCAGCUAGCAGCACCCCAAAGUAGUCCACAUCACCAAGGCGACGAUGCAUCCAUCGCGGCAUCAUCUUCUUCUCACAGCAAUAUUGUCUACACACCUCCAGACACCCCACAGGACUCUCACCAUGGGUUUACAGGUGCAGAGGAUUACCAGACCACGGCUUCAGCCCAGGUGUACUUUGACACCCGUUCAGCGCCUGGUGGCCUAACAACCUUGUCGCCCAUCGCCCAUCCGAUCACCAUAUCCGAAGAGCCAUCUCCAGUUGAUUUCCCGUACCCGAACUGGGCGCCAAGCCGGGACGUGUCGCAGCAGGACUGGCGGACGUUCAUCAAUUAUCUGAUCCCGGAUUAUGCGGACAAGGCGAAUGCGCACAUCAUUGAUCGCAAGCUUCGGGCGUCUGAGGAUGGCGAUGCCCAGUCAUCUUCUGCAUCGACCAGAGAUAUCACGGAGGCGCAGCUGGAUCGGCUGAGAUCCUCCAGCGUGAGGCGCCGAUUCAAUGAUACUGUCAAAGAGUGGAAUGUCGGCUUCUUUGCGCCUAGAGGCGUGACCAUCAAGCUUACCGAGGACGGCACAGCCAGUGAGCCGAAGGCCAGGAUGCCGGGCGAAUGGAACAACUCCUUUGAUGCCGGCAGUGGCAGCAACAGAGAUGCGCCCCCAUUCGCCGCACCCGGCGGCGACCCUUCGUCCCCCCAUGAGAGUGGCAUGUGGCAGAGGCUGUUCGGGCCUCGAUUCCGUAUGAACACGAGCGAGCCGCUUCGCUUCGGACCUCUGACCAUCGAUGGCGACCGUGUCGCCAUCGGGACUGCACUUGAAGUUGACAAUCACGGUGUCCGCUGGAAUGGUCGAGACAUCUCCGAACACCUGCCCGGCGGCAGCGAUCGGGGGCGUUACACAAGCAGCCCCGGACGUGGACGCGGUGGUUGGUGGCAUGGGGCCGGUGAUUACCAGCAACGUCGAGAUGCGCACCAACAACGCCGUGAGGACUUCUACCGCCGCCGGAACGACUUUCACGAACGCCGCGGCGGACACGACGGACCAAGUCGUAGAGAUCGGUCGCAGUCCGUACAUUCUCAGUCGUCUGCCAGCAGCAGCUCGACAGCCGCCUCCGAGUCCACCGUGUCAUCAAUCGGCUCGCUACCAGAAUGGGAUGACCUCAAAGACUCGCAGCUGCCAGUCGUAAAGCAGUCCAUCCAAGCAUGGCUUUCCCAUCCGGAACAGUCGGUCACAAAAGCUGACGUUAAGCGCGCAAAGGCCGAGAUCAAGGCCGCAAAAUCUCUCCCGCAGCCCAGUACGGCUGAUGCCGCCCAGCGUCAAGAGAUCAAGACUCUCCUAUCUAUGUUUGACGACCUGAAGAUAACUCAGGAGAAGAACCUGCGAGUGGCCAAGAGGGAGAGAAGAGCACAGAAGAAAGCAGAGCGCAGAGCACGCAAAUCCCGAAAUCGCGGCGAGAGGAGAGAGGAAAGGCGGCAGCGGCGAGAGCACCGACGUUCUGAACGGGAGCACUCGAGACACGGGCGCCGCCACGGAGAUGUGCCUCCCAUGUCACCACCACCUAUGCCAGGCUUCAUGCAGCCGCCUAUGCCACCCCCUUUCCCGGCCUUCUCUGCCACCUCUGCACCUCCUGUUCCUCCCACACCGCCGCAUCCUCCCAUGGUGGGCGGUUCUCCUAAACCCAUGCCCCCGCCACCGAUCCCUCCCGUGCCUCAUAACGGAAUGGGUCCUUUCUUCAGCCCUGGCUCAGCUGGGCCCGGGUGUUCCUUCAGCGGCGGGCCGAGCCGGGGGGGCCAGGCUCCAUGGCACAAGAACGACACCCCCCAGCCAACACCAUGGCGCGAGCAGGCGGCAGAAGUACGGGCACGGGCACAGGAACACGCAGCCCGAGUGAGUGCGGACGCACAGGCCCGCUCCGCCGUACAGACGGAGCAGGCCAAGGCGCAGGCGGCGCAGACCAGGGUGCAUGCCAAGGAGCAGGCCGACCUAUCCAAAUCGCGGGCCAAGGAGCAGGCCGACUUAUCCAAGUCGCGGGCGAAGGAGCAGAAGGUCCUGGCGAAAGAACAGGCCGAGCUGGCCAAGGCGCAGUCGAAGGAGCAGGCCGCUCUGGGCAAGGCGCAGGCGAAGGAGCGGAAGGCCUUGUCUAAACAGCAGAGCAAGAGCCAGAAGGGGAAGGACAAGGAGGGGCAGAAACCGCAAGCUGCUGCUGGCGCCUCCUCACAAGCGCAGCUCGAGGCGAAAUAUAGCGCUAUCGAGCAAUUGGAGCAGCAGCGGUCGGGGAAAGCGGCGGAGCUGCGGAGCUUGCAGCAGGCGAUGGAGGCAGAGGCAGUUGCGGCCGCGCGGGCGGGCAGGGGCGACCAGAAAAGGACCGAGCCGACCCAGACGGAGCUGGCUGCGGAAAGGCUGGAAGGAGAGAUGGGGGAGCUAAGUCGCAGGGUCGAGGAGCUGCAGCUUGAGGCGGACGAAGAGUUCGCUAGGGUUGUGGACAGGGAAGACUCGGAUAUCAUGGAGGAGGCAAAGGUCAGGUGGCUGGAUUAG